AUGGCUCCUGAAUCAUAUCGUGAAAAUGAUGAGUCGGUUGAUAAAGCACGUUACAAAAAAGAAUCUGAUAUGAUGGUAGAUGGAAACCCUGUUGGCUUAAAGGAAAUCUACGAUGUUCAACUUAAAGAUCUACUUUCAUGGAUGCUACAACGUUUACCUGAACUAAGACCAUCUGCCAACGAGGCGUUAGAACACCCUUAUCUACAAUCCUAUGAGAAGAACUUUGAUAUGCUGUGUGAUGUGGCAAACCAACCAGAGAUAGAGAUACCGUAUUUAGGUCAUCCUCUUAACUCAGAUGUGCAUGAGCAGUUAAAUGGUCUAAAAAAUUGGAUGGACCGUAUUGAACCCGAAGUCUUUAGUAAUUUCAAUAAAAGUCGAUACGACUCCACAUGGUUGGGUUGCUUAAAAUUUUUGCAAAACGUUCGCCAGAAUCGGCUUGAUAAACCACUCAUACAUAUCAAGGAAGGCAACUAUAAACAGUAUUUCUUACGAGUUUUCCCAGAGCUUCCUCUGCUGGUGCAUAGAAUCACGAGGUUUAAUGAUUGGAAAACAAAACCUGAUCUUGAAGAACAUUUUACAAAAUUACAGUUGGAAGAAUGGAAGUAUUUUGAUCAAUCAAUAAAGCACAAAGAGAUGUUCUUAAAAUUAAUUAAGUAUGGACGUGACCCAGAUAUCAAGGUUAAAUGUGUGAACGACGUACGUGUAAUUUUCUCGGACGAGUUUUGCAUUGGCAAAGGAAAUAAUGAAACCCGUGUUUAUCUUGGACUAAAAAAGGAUGGUUAUGGAAAAGCAGUGAAACGAGUACGUCGAGAUGACUGUAUCAAGGAAGCAGAGAACGAAAUGAAAAUUUUGAAUCAAAUCAAAGCUAAGAAGUCGAAUUAUGUUGUAAAUUGUUACUACUUAGAAGAAGAUACCGGAACUGAAUAUGUCUAUUUGAUACUUGACCUAUGUGAAGAAUCGCUGGAGAGUUUCGUAAAAUCUUCUACUUUGGAGGGUCUUCAAAAAUCUCUUCCCGAAAUUCUCAAGCAAAUUUUAAAAGGAUUAGCUGAUCUUCAUAGCGAACCAAAUCCUAUUCUUCAUCGUGAUUUAAAACCAUCUAAUGUUCUUCGAGAUGCACAUGGACAAUAUCUGAUAGCUGACUUCGGUAUUAGUCGAAUAUUGAAAAACGCCCUUCAGACAUAUGUAAGCGAUUGUACUAAGGGAACUCAGUAUUGGAUGGCUCCUGAAUCGUACGUUGUUAAUGAAGAGUCAGUUGAUAAAGCACGAUACAAACCAGAGUCUGAUGUAAUGAAUGCAGGAAUGGUGGCUUAUUAUGUUGCAACAAAAGGGAAGCAUGCUUUUGGAACUGUAAAGAAUAGACUGAAAAACUUGCUAGAUGGAAGCCCUGUUGGAUUGAUGGAAAUCGAUGAUGUUGUACUUAAAGAUCUACUUUCAUGGAUGCUGCAACAUACACCCGAACUCAGACCAUCUGCCAAAAAAGCGUUAAAACAUCCAUAUCUGCAAUCUGCUGAAGAGAACUUUGAUAUGUUGUGUGAUGUGGUGAAUCAACUGGAGAUAGAGAUAAGUGAUCCUCUCAACUCAGAUGUCCAUAGGCAGUUAAAUGAUCCAGAAAAUUGGAUGGACCGUAUCGACGGAGAAAUUUUUAACAAUUUCAAUGACUUUGAUCCUACAUGGUUUGGCUGCUUAAAAUUUUUACAAAACGUUCGCGAGCAGUGGCAAGAUGAACCUCAUCCACAACUGCCAUUAAGUGAGGGCAACUAUAAAAAGUAUUUCCUGCAAGUUUUGCCGGAGCUUCCUCUUCUCGUGCACAUAAUCAUAAGGUAUAUCGAAAGGAAAUCCACUCCAGAUCUGGAAGAACAAUUUGCUAAAUUGCAGUUGAAAGAAUGGAAGUAUUUUGAUCAAUCAAUAAAGCACAAAGAGAUGUUCAUGAAAUUAAUUAAGUAUGGACACGACUCAGAUAUCAAAGUUACAUGUGUGAACGACGUACGUGUAAUUUUCUCGGACGAGUUUUGCAUUGGCAAAGGAAAUAAUGAAACCCGUGUUUAUCUUGGACUAAAAAAGGAUGGUUAUGGAAAAGCAGUAAAACGAGUACGUCGAGAUAACUGUAUCAAAGAAGCAGAGAACGAAAUGAAAAUUUUGAUUGAAAUCAAAGCUAAGAAGUCGAGUUAUGUUGUGAAUUAUUACCACUUAGAAGAAGAUACCGGAACUGAAUAUGUCUAUUUGAUACUUGACCUAUGUGAAGAAUCGCUGGAGAGUUUCGUAAAAUCUUCUACUUUGGAGGAUCUUCAAAAAUCUCUUCCCGAAAUUCUCAAGCAAAUUUUAAAAGGAUUAGCUGAUCUUCAUAGCGAACCAAAUCCUAUUCUUCAUCGUGAUUUAAAACCAUCUAAUGUUCUUCGAGAUGCACAAGGACAAUAUCUGAUAGCUGACUUUGGUAUUAGUCGAAUAUUGAAAAACGGCCUUAAGACACAUGUAAGCGAUGCUACUAAGAGAACUCUCUAUUGGAUGGCUCCUGAAUCUUACGUUCCUAGUGAAGAGUCAGUUGAUAAAGCACGAUACAAACCAGAGUCUGAUGUAAUGAAUGCAGGAAUGGUGGCUUAUUAUGUUGCAACAAAAGGGAAACAACCUUUUGGAACUCUAGAGUAUAGACUGAAAAACUUGUUAGAUGGAAACCCUGUUGGAUUGAUGGAAAUCGAUGAUGUUGUACUUAAAGAUCUUCUUUUAUGGAUGCUGCAACAUAAACCCGAACUCAGACCAUCUGCCAAAAAAGCGUUAAAACAUCCAUAUCUGCAAUCUGCUGAAGAUAACUUUGAUAUGUUGUGUGAUGUGGUGAAUCAACUGGAGAUAGAGAUAAGUGAUCCUCUCAACUCAGAUGUCCAUAAGCAGUUAAAUGAUCCAGAAAACUGGAUGGACCGUAUCAACGGAGAAAUUUUUAACAAUUUCAAUGACUUUGACCCUACAUGGUUAGGCUGCUUAAAAUUUUUGCAAAACGUUCGCGAGCAUUGGCAAGAUGAACCUCAUCCACAACUGCUGCAAAGUGAGGGCAACUAUAAAAAGUAUUUCCUGCAAGUUUUUCCGGAGCUUCCUCUUCUGGUGCACAGAAUCAUAAGGUAUAUCGAAAGGAAAUCCACUCCAGAUCUGGAAGAACAAUUUGCUAAAAAUAUGAUUGACGAGGAGGCCUUUCUCAAUUUAAACGAAGAAACCUUGAAGGAGAUGAGGAUUCCUAUUGGACCACGAAUCAAACUAUUGAAAAAAAUCAAAUUUCAGGCAUCUUCAAGUCCCGAGUUCACUUGUCAGCCAAAAGAAAACGAGACAGAGCGUUCAGUAGCAUCAAAUCAGUCUAUAUUUGAGAGCUGUGGGGCUCAAAUUUUUCAACCGAGAAAGAAACCCAGGAAUGAUUUUAAUAACAAAUCGAUUUUAGAAGAGUCCGAAGUUGGUGCUCAAGUGAUUUGCGAACUGGAUACGGAUAAGUUAAGCAGAAAAAGCAGAAUCAAGAUGGUUCAGAUACUAGUGGCUUACAUAAUUAAUCAGUUUGGAGAAAGGCCUCAUGCAGACAUCAAAAUCCAAAUGGCAAAGGCAGUGAUAGAGCAGUUUCCUUUCCUUAAAGACGAAGAGGGUCAAGGAUAUGAAGCUUGGUACACGCCAGGAAAGGGAAUUCAUUCUGCUACAGGGUGGUUGGAAGAACGGCUUAGAAAUGUUAGGAGAAAGAGCAUAAAACACCGUCAGACUGAACAAGAAUUUGGCUCAACUUCAACUUCUUUAAAACACUUGGCAAGAUCUCUACCAGGUUAAAUUCGUCAAUUAAAAAGAUAUUAGAAGUUUAUUUGAUGGUGCUUGUAGAAAAUUUGAUUUUUUUUUCUUAAAAAGAGCCAGUCUUAAAUCGAUCAGAAUGGAUUUAGGCCGUAUUCUGUGCCCCGAAAAUGUGCUUAGAAAACGAUUUUCGUAUGUAAAAAUAUAUGACUAAAUAAAAAUCACACAGAAAUACUUAAUAAAACUUACUUAUUAAGA
Messenger RNA from Xenia sp. Carnegie-2017, 4005 nucleotides. RefSeq lists its product as uncharacterized. Gene Ontology annotation, molecular function: protein serine/threonine kinase activity; RNA endonuclease activity; ATP binding. Gene Ontology annotation, biological process: protein phosphorylation; mRNA processing; endoplasmic reticulum unfolded protein response. The coding region runs from base 1 to 3789 and encodes 1262 amino acids. The transcript has 11 exons. The record is from RefSeq and is a predicted model, not a curated record. Lineage: Eukaryota; Metazoa; Cnidaria; Anthozoa; Malacalcyonacea; Xeniidae.